AUGAAUACACAAAGUUCCGAGCAAAUUCUCAACAAUCGACUCCAAGUAAAAACAUCUAUUGAUGUUGUUCGAUGGCUUGCAUUUCAAGGAUUUGCCUUUAGAGGUCAUGAUGAGACCCCUGAUUCAAAAAAUCGAGGUAAUUUUCUUGAGAUGCUUAAACUCUUGGUUUCGUAUAAUGACAAGGUUGGAAAACUUGUUUUAGAAAAUGCUCCUAAAUCUUCAAAGUAUACUUCACCUAAAAUUCAAAAAGAGAUUUUGGAAGUUCUUGCAAAGAAAGUGAGAAAUAAAAUUCGUGAAGAUGUUGGAAAUUCUAAAUUUUGCAUUAUUGUUGAUGAGGCACGAGAUGAGUUUAAGAGGCUAGAGCAAAUGACUAUAAUCUUGAGAUUUGUUGAUGAUGAUGGUUUUAUACAAGAACGAUUUUUUGAUCUUGUACAUGUUAAAGAUAUAUUGGCAUUGACUCUAAAGAAUGAAAUAUCUGCUGUUAUUUCUCAUCAUUGUCUUGAUAUUCAAAAUAUUUAUGGGCAAGGAUAUGAUGGUGCUAGUAAUAUGCGUGGUGAAUGGAAAGAAUUGCAAGCAUUAUUUUUUAAAGAUUGCCCAUAUGCAUACUAUGUUCAUUGUUUUGCUCACCGAUUACAGAUAGCAUUAGUUGUUACAUCUAGAGAGGCAAUACAAAUUGCACAUAUGAUAGCUAUUGAUGAACUUGAAAGUGGAAAAGGAAUUAACCAAAUUGGCACUGUCAAACGAGCAGAUUUUCAUAUGCAAGAACUUGACAGUAGGCUUGGUGAAGGAGAAACAAAGCUUUUAGCCCUUAGCUCAGCUUUGGAUCCAAAUGAUGCUUAUAGAUCCUUUAAUAUUGAUGAUAUCUGUUGUCUGGCAGAAAAGUAUUAUUCUCUUGAUUUUUCUGAGAACGAGAAAAUUAAUUUAAGAUUUCAAUUGAAGUAUUUUAAAGUUGAUGUGCUUACUAAUCCGAAGUUUCAGAGUUUGUCAUCCAUUGCAGAUUUAUGUCGAAGAUUGUUAGAGACAGAGAAAUAA
Molecule: messenger RNA, 1032 nt
Organism: Juglans microcarpa x Juglans regia
Lineage: Eukaryota; Viridiplantae; Streptophyta; Magnoliopsida; Fagales; Juglandaceae
Product: zinc finger MYM-type protein 1-like
Exons: 3
Coding region: 1-1032 (343 amino acids)
Source: RefSeq, a predicted model, not a curated record